This is a messenger RNA of Nyctereutes procyonoides (raccoon dog), 2661 nucleotides long. It is a transcript of the gene CDKN1B, whose product is annotated as cyclin dependent kinase inhibitor 1B. Gene Ontology annotation, biological process: regulation of cell cycle; negative regulation of cell population proliferation; G1/S transition of mitotic cell cycle. Gene Ontology annotation, molecular function: protein-folding chaperone binding; cyclin-dependent protein serine/threonine kinase inhibitor activity. The record is from RefSeq and is a predicted model, not a curated record. Bases 672 to 1268 code for a protein of 198 amino acids. The transcript is spliced from 3 exons. NCBI's taxonomy places the organism in Eukaryota, Metazoa, Chordata, Mammalia, Carnivora, Canidae. Gene Ontology annotation, cellular component: cytoplasm; nucleus.
AUGGAUCUCCUCCUCUGUUUAAAUAGACUUGCGGUGUCAAUCAUUUUCUUCUUCGUCAGCCUCCCUUCCACCGCCAUAUUGGGCAACUAAAAAAAAGGGGGCUCGUCCUUUCGGGGUGUUUUUCUCCCCUUCCCCUGUCCCCACUGCCUCGCCGCUCCGCGACGCCGACGUCCGCAAGGUUUGGAGAGCCGCUCGGUUGGCGCGACCCGCGGGCUCGCAGCAGCCCGGGCUUGGACCGGCUCUGCCGCCCCCUCCUCUCCCCUCCUCUCCUCUCCCCUCCUCUCCUCUCCCCUCCUCUCCUCUCCCCUCCUCUCCUCUCCCCUCCUCUCCUCUCCUCUCCUCUCUCCUCCCCACCCCUCCCCUCCCCGCCCUCCCGCCCGCCGGUCCUCUAGAGCGGCGGCGGCUCUCGGCUGCGGGCCGGGGCUUCCCCUCACCCUCACCCUCACCCUCACCCCCACCCCCCACCCCUCCCGCCUCCCCCGAGCCAGCGCGCCCCUGACGCCCGGGCAGUUUCUUGUGCGUGUUUGUUUCUCUUGGCUCCGAGCGCGAUCGCAGGGCUUCAUAAGGGGGGGUUCGGGCUGGGUCGGGGCGUCUUGUUUUGUUCAGUUUUGUUUUCCGAGAGAGGGAGAGAGCGCGCGCGCUCGCGGCGGUCGUGCAGACCGGGGAGGAAGAUGUCAAACGUGCGAGUGUCUAACGGGAGCCCGAGCCUCGAGCGGAUGGACGCCAGACAGGCCGAGUUCCCCAAGCCCUCCGCCUGCAGGAACCUCUUCGGCCCGGUCAACCACGAAGAGUUGACCCGGGACUUGGAGAAGCACUGCAGAGACAUGGAAGAGGCGAGCCAGCGCAAGUGGAAUUUUGAUUUCCAGAAUCACAGGCCCCUGGAGGGCAAAUACGAGUGGCAGGAGGUGGAGAAGGGCAGCUUGCCCGAGUUCUACUACAGACCCCCGCGGCCACCCAAAGGCGCCUGCAAGGUGCCGGCGCAGGAGAGCCAGGACGUCAGCGGGACCCGCCAGGCGGGGCCUUUCCUGGGGUCUCAGGCUAACUCAGAGGACACACACUUGGUAGACCCAAAGACUGAUGCGCCCGACAACCAGACGGGGCUAGCGGAGCAGUGCACCGGGAUAAGGAAGCGACCCGCGACCGACGAUUCCUCUCCUCAAAACAAAAGAGCCAACAGAACAGAAGAAAACGUCUCAGACGGUUCCCCGAACGCGGGUUCAGUGGAGCAGACGCCCAAGAAGCCGGGCCUCAGAAGACGGCAAACGUAAACGUAAACUGCUCGAAUUAAGAGCAUGUUUCCUUGUUUAUCAGAUACAUCACUGCUCGAUGAAGCAAGGAAGAUAUAAAUUAAAAAUUUUAAAUACAUAUCGCUGACUCCAUGGAAUGGACAUCCUAUAUAAGCACUGAAAAACAACCAACACAAUAACACUAAAAUUUUAGGCACUCUUAAAUGAUCUGCCUCUAAAAGCAUUGGAUGUAGCAUUGUGCAAUUAGGUUUUUCCUUAUUUGCUUCAUUGUACUACCUGUGUAUAUAGUUUUUACCUUUUAUGUAGCACAUAAACUUUGGGGGAAGGGAGGGGAGGGUGGGGCUGAGGAAUUGCCAUGGGGGGCUAUGAAGAGCUUGCUUCCAUUUAGAGCAAGGAGAAAAGUAUAUGACUUGCAUGGAGAGAAGCAGUUUGGGGAAGGAUUUGAAUUGUUUUCUUUAAAGAUGUAAUGUCUCUUUCAGUGAAAACUGGUAAUUCAUUUUAAAAAAUCAUCCGAAUUUGAACACUGGUUGCAAAUAAUUGCUAAUUAUUUUUACAUGAAGCUUUUUCUUAUUUGGGAGCUCAAAGAUUCCGUUAUAUAGUAAUAAAUGGCUUUUUUUUCUUUAACAGCAAAAACUAUCUUCAGUACUCUACCCCCCCCACCCCCCCAUCCCCAUUUUUUCAUAAAAUCGGAAUUUACCAGUUAAUUAUUCAGCAGUUAGGUAAUCAUUCCAGGUAAUUCUGGGCAAAAUUCUGGGGUAUAUAUGUGUGUGUGUGUGUGUGUGUUGGGGGGGGAUGGUAAUUCUGAAUGCUCAGAAUCAACCAUCUAAUUUUUAUCAGGUUUAUUGAGAAAUUUUCUUUGGACUUUGGGCUAUGUAGACACAGUCAAAAUAAUUUUAAAUCUUGGGAAAAAUUUUAAAGAUCUGUAACUUCACACAAAAAAAAUAAUGAAAUAAUUUUUAAUUUAAAGCUUCUCGUUCUAUUGGUUAAUUUGCCCAAAGGAAAUGUUUUUAAAAGAAAGUGUGUAUAAAGAAAAGCACACGUGGAAUUACUGAAAUGGAUACUACAUCUUUAAACAGUAUUUUUACAUUGCCUGUGUAUGUGUAUGAAACAAAACCAGUUGAAGUGUACCUGUGUACAUAACUCUGUAAAGACACUGAGAAAUUAUACUAACUUAUUUAUGUUAAAAAGAGAUUUUUUUUUUUAAUCUAGACCAUAUACAAGCCAAAGUGGCAUGUUUUGUGCAUUUGUAAAUGCUGUAUUGGGUAGAAUAGUUUUUUUCCCUUCUGUUAAAUAAUAUGGCUAUGCUUAAAAGGUUGCAUACUGAGCCAAGUAUAAUUUUUUGUAAUGUGUGAAAAAGAUGCCAAUUAUUGUUACACAUCAAGCAAUCAAUAAAGAAAACUUCCAUAGCUAUUCA